CUUUUUUGUUCGUUUGCUGGCCUGCUGCUUUUUCCCGUGGCUGCUUUUUCCUUCCCCUCCCGCCCUCUCUGAGAGCGGAGUGGGGAGGGGGGGGGAAGAGGAAGAGGAGGAGUGCAAACAGAAAUGCAGCGCGGCUCGCCCUGAGCCCGGCCGCGGGAGCGGAGCGGAGCUGCGUCCAUGUGCGCGCACUGCCGCGCCGCGCCUCGGAGCAACCGCGCUGGGGCCGGGGCCGGCCGCGGGCCGGGGGGGCUCUGACUCAUCCCACGGCCCCUCACCGGAGGGCGGCCGGCGGGAGGAAGCGCCGCCGCCUGCGCCCGAGCGGAGCGGCACCGCGCCGCAGGGACUCGCGGAUCCUCCGCGCUCCCCCCCGCCCCCCCCCCGGACACAGCUGCUGCCAGCGGACCUUUGCGAGCGGGGCAGCCGCCUCCCGGAUUUACAAGGCGCGGGGGCACCGCCAGCCCGGCCGGGGGGUCUCGCCGACGGCCGCCCGCGCCGGGAUUUGCGCUCCCCGGGGACAGACCCAUGGGCGACGGGGUCCGGCGGCCAGCCAUGGUUGUUAGCCCGGGCGCCCUGCUCCGCCUGGCCGGCUGAGCCCUCCCCGGCGCCGGGACUCGGGGCUGCAGCGCGUUCAGCGGGGCGUCCCCGUCCCCCGUCCCCGCGGGGCGCGGCGGAGGCUCGGCCCCAGCGCGCCCGGGCGGCGCCCCCCGGAGCGGAGCGGCGCGGGGGGGCCCAUGAGCGGCGAUGGCAGCGGCUAUCGCCAGCUCGUUGAUCCGGCAGAAGCGGCAGGCGAGGGAGUCCAACAGCGACCGGGUGUCCGCCUCCAAGCGCCGCUCCAGCCCCAGCAAGGACGGGCGCUCCCUCUGCGAGAGGCACGUUCUGGGGGUCUUCAGCAAAGUGCGUUUCUGCAGCGGCAGGAAAAGGCCGGUGAGGAGGAGACCGGAACCCCAGCUGAAAGGAAUUGUGACAAGGUUAUUCAGCCAGCAGGAAUACUUCCUGCAGAUGCACCCAGAUGGUACAAUUGAUGGGACCAAGGAUGAAAACAGCGACUACACCCUUUUCAAUCUAAUUCCUGUGGGUCUUCGUGUGGUGGCAAUCCAAGGGGUGAAGGCAGGUCUGUACGUUGCCAUGAACGCUGAGGGAUAUCUCUACAGCUCAGAUGUUUUCACACCAGAGUGCAAAUUUAAGGAGUCUGUCUUUGAAAACUACUACGUUAUUUAUUCUUCCACGCUGUAUCGGCAGCAAGAAUCCGGACGAGCGUGGUUCCUGGGACUCAAUAAAGAAGGUCAAAUUAUGAAGGGAAACCGAGUGAAAAAAACCAAACCCUCAUCACAUUUUGUACCCAAGCCCAUUGAAGUGUGCAUGUACAGAGAGCCAUCGCUGCAUGAAAUUGGAGAAAAACAAGGACGCUCAAGAAAAAGUUCAGGGACACCAACCAUGAAUGGAGGCAAAGUUGUUAACCAAGACUCGACAUAGCUGACAAAUACACUCCCUUCUUCCAACUCCUCCCCUCCCACCCACCUACCCACCCCACCUGGCGAAACCACACUGAGAAGAUGACAACUGAGCAAGGCAGGACC
Molecule: messenger RNA, 1577 nt
Organism: Falco peregrinus (peregrine falcon)
Lineage: Eukaryota; Metazoa; Chordata; Aves; Falconiformes; Falconidae
Gene: FGF12
Product: fibroblast growth factor 12
Exons: 5
Coding region: 742-1473 (243 amino acids)
Biological process (GO): cell differentiation; positive regulation of gene expression; fibroblast growth factor receptor signaling pathway
Cellular component (GO): cytoplasm
Molecular function (GO): growth factor activity; fibroblast growth factor receptor binding
Source: RefSeq, a predicted model, not a curated record